Molecule: messenger RNA, 594 nt
Organism: Diutina rugosa
Lineage: Eukaryota; Fungi; Ascomycota; Pichiomycetes; Serinales; Debaryomycetaceae
Gene: CTA6
Product: Cta6p
Exons: 1
Coding region: 1-594 (197 amino acids)
Cellular component (GO): anaphase-promoting complex
Source: RefSeq, a predicted model, not a curated record
AUGGAUCUGGGAUAUAAUUACUGCCACAUCAGCCACCCCAACCACAUUCUCUACGCCACCAAGUGGCUGCUUGAGCCCAUUCCCUACGAUGACAUCGACGUCGACCACCUCUACGAAGCGACAGCGUCGCUCUUCCCUGAGGAGGACGACGAAAUGGCAUUGGCGCUGAUGAAGACCGGUGGCCCGCGGCGCAAAGGAAAACACUCAAAACCGGUAUGGGAAGACCUUCUGUUGGAGAAGUUUCUCAGCGAAACUCCUUUGGAAGGGUACCGUGAUCAGACAAUGGUCAGAGCCAUGUACACUGCUGAUGACGAAUCAGAGGGGAUCAACGAAGUGUUGUCUAAUGGCUACAAUGUCUCUCAUAUGGCGUUCAAUCCGUCAAGUUACGGUUCUAUGCAACUGCCACCGCCUUUAGGCUACGAACCCCCGUCGUUUACUACGCCUGCGACUCCCAGAAUCCGGGCUCCGCUGGCGACACUUCUGGAGACUCCUAGAGUGAGACAGACGCUGGCCCAAACGCCUCGGGUGCCCAGCGGUACUCCCAGAAACCAAACUACUCCGUUUCAAACUCCGAUCACUCGUAUCAUGCGUUGA